UGUAAAAUGGCGGCGUGAGAGAGGCUCGUUCAAAACACAUCGUUUUACGUUUUUGUGUCUGUGGAGGUGUUUAGCUCACAUUUGAAGCGGUCGGCGUCACCUGGAGCGGCCACAGAAUCAGUCAGGACUUACAUUCCGGAAAAGAGAGGUGGGAUGGCGAAGAGGAUCGCGGAUAAAGAGCUAACGGACAGGAACUGGGAUCAGGAGGAGGAGGGAGAGGAGGCUGGGACUUUUUCAGUUGCAAGUGAAGAUGUGUUGAAGAACCGAGCGAUUAAGAAGGCCAAACGCCGCAAUGUAGGAGCAGAGGGGGAAAGUGGAGGAGCUUUCAAAGGUUUUAAAGGGUUUUCUUUGACCACGUCAGCAGCGAGCGGAGGCUCGGCCUCAACUGUGUUUUCUGGUUUUGGGAACGGUGGAGGCUUCAAAGGCCUCGGCGGUCUGACCAAUGGAAACAGCAUCACUCCGUCAUUUGGAGGUUUCUCAUCUCCUGCUACAUCCACUGCUUCACCAGGUCUAACAUUCAACGGCCCCACCUCCACCAAACCCACCAGUGACAUCACUGCCAAGCAGACCAAUGGCUCCUCCCCGAGCCCGACUCAAAGCUCCAGCAGCAGCAGCAGUGUCAGCAGCAGCAAGGAGUACAGCCGGCAGCUCACCGCGCUCAACUGCUCUGUGCGGGACUGGAUCACCAAACACGUGAACGACAACCCUCUGUGUGAUCUCAACCCCAUCUUCAGGGAUUAUGAGCGACACCUGGCCAGCAUCGAGCGACAGUACGGGGCCGGAUCUGCUGCUCUGGCUGACGGAGGCUCGGAUGAGAAGAAGCAGGGAGGGACGCUGACAACCACAGCCACCCCUCCUCCUCCUGCUUCAUCUUCCUCCUCCAGCAGCCCGGCGGCUCCAGCUCCAGUCGCUGCUUUGUUCUCCUUUGGUAAAAAAACGACAGAAGACUCGACUCGGGACAAAACCUCCACCGCUGCUCCGAUUCCCACAGGCGUCACUUUUAACUUUGGUCAGAAGGUAGACAGCUCGGUCCUCGGCUCCUUGGGGUCCAAAACGACGACCCCCAGCUUCUCCUUCUCCUCCUCCAGCGCCUCCUCCAGUCAGACCUCCCUGUUCGGAGCUGCUGGAUCUGCUGCUCCUCUGUCCUUCAGUGGGACAAAAGCUGAGGACUCUCAGCCUGCAGAUGAGAACGGAGACGAAGAGUCGGAGGAGCCGCCCAAACCGGAGGUCAAGGAGGUGAAAGAGGAAGAUGCUUUCUACUCAAAGAAGUGUAAAAUGUUCUACAAGAAGGACUCAGAGUUCAAAGAGAAAGGAGUGGGAACUCUGCACCUCAAAGAAACGGCAGAGGGAAAAACACAGAUGAUCAUUCGUGCCGACACCAAUCUGGGAAACAUCCUGCUCAACAUCAUCGUGCAGUCAUCCAUGCCGUGCUCCCGGGUCGGUAAGAACAACGUGAUGGUGGUUUGCGUCCCGAACCCGUCCAUCGAUGACAAAAACCCCAGCAGCCCCGUCCCCCUUCUCCUCCGGGUCAAGACCGCUGAGGACGCCGACGAGCUCCACAAGACUCUGGAAGAGAAGAAGGGCUGAACCCUGAGCUCUUAGCAGACUUCAUCUGGUCAUCCUCAGACCCUCCAGACUCACCGACCUCCUCACCCCGGUUUCUCACACACACACACACACACGCACACACACACCUAUUUGUACUUAAUCAUCCCGGUAGAUCAGCUGUUUGGUCACAAUAAAUAGUUCGUCAUACUGUGAAAUAUUUUCGGUUCUUUUAAAUCAUAAGUAUCAGAAGCAGGUGGUCGUCGCUCCUCGACUCGGUCACAUUCCUCCCGAUUCGACGCUGCUGCUGAGAAACAGAACGAUGGAUCUGAUCAGUGUUUAAUUUCUACUGUUUUAAUUUGCUCAGAAUGACUGAACGUGUGAAUCCAGAAGAAUUAUGAUGAUUAUUGUGCGACAUCUGCGAUCCUUACCACUGAGUCUUUGGGGAAAGCUCCAAAUAAAGAAGGUCCAGUCGAUUUGGUUUUACAAAUUAAAUACUUACAGUAACAGUUAAUUUUUUAAUGAACGUGUCGAGGAUUUAGAGCUGAGUGUCUGCUGAGUGUUUGGGUUUUUUUUUGCUCUGGAAACUAUUUAUUGUGUCGGCAGGAUUUGUACUCACUGAUUGAACCUUGUGUGAAUGUUUCCCCUGAAGAGCUUCUGAAACGGUGGAAGUGUCAAACAGACCAGCUCCUUUAUUUUUCUGUAAACAUGGACUCUGUUGUUUUCCAAGUGUCCUUUGUGUGGCCUUCGGUUCGGCCUUCGAGAUGAGGCAUGCUGUCACCGUCUGAGAACAUUUGUAAAGACAUUUAUUGGGGAAUAAAAGGAAACCAACUCGG
Messenger RNA from Toxotes jaculatrix (banded archerfish), 2381 nucleotides. RefSeq names its product nucleoporin 50 (gene nup50). The transcript is spliced from 8 exons. Gene Ontology annotation, cellular component: nuclear pore. The coding region runs from base 154 to 1587 and encodes 477 amino acids. NCBI's taxonomy places the organism in Eukaryota, Metazoa, Chordata, Actinopteri, Toxotidae. The record is from RefSeq and is a predicted model, not a curated record. Gene Ontology annotation, biological process: protein import into nucleus.